Molecule: messenger RNA, 1306 nt
Organism: Sander lucioperca (pikeperch)
Lineage: Eukaryota; Metazoa; Chordata; Actinopteri; Perciformes; Percidae
Product: phosphatidylcholine:ceramide cholinephosphotransferase 2-like
Exons: 7
Coding region: 109-1299 (396 amino acids)
Biological process (GO): sphingomyelin biosynthetic process; ceramide biosynthetic process
Cellular component (GO): endoplasmic reticulum membrane; Golgi membrane
Molecular function (GO): ceramide cholinephosphotransferase activity; sphingomyelin synthase activity
Source: RefSeq, a predicted model, not a curated record
GCACACAAUACAUUAUAAAGACUGUGAUUUGAUUUGUGAACGAGGGGAAGUUCUUCAGUAUUUAGCCAGAGAAUAAUUAAAGGAAAUAACAUCCCGACGGCCGGAGCGAUGGCGGCGUCAGAGCUGAUCCAAGACAGCAACGAUGUGCGCCCCCACGUGGAAGUUGACGUCACCACAACGAAUCCCCCGACACCUCCACGUCCUCAGAGGGCAGCGAACGCUCAAGCGAACGGUAACCCGACCCGCCAUGCUUCCUCGCCGCCACCGCCGUCGGGUUCCCGCGGCGGCAAAAAGCCGGUGCCGACGGAGCCGGAGGCGGGCGGCAGCAGACUGAGCGGCCUGUGGAAGCAGAACCAGCUGAUCCACUCUCUGAGCAACGGCCUGCGGCGCCACUGCGACUACGUGAAGAUCUCGGUGCCGCCGGAGGAGCGGGGCGCCGACAGCCUCCCCAGCGAGUGGUGGAAGACGGGCGUGGCCUUCCUCUACGCGCUCUUCAUCCUCGUCUUCACCACCGUCGUCAUCACCGUCGUCCACGAGAGGGUGCCGGACAAGUCGGUGAGCCCGCCGCUGCCAGACAAGUUCUUUGACUACCUGGACCGCGUCCCCUGGGCCUUCACCGUCACCGAGGUCAACGGGCUGGUCCUCGUCGGACUCUGGCUCGUCCAGUGGAUCUUCCUCAAACACAAAGCUAUAAUAGCUCGCCGCUGUUUCUUCCUGAUCGGGACGCUCUACAUGUAUCGCUGCGUCACCAUGUACAUCACCACGCUGCCGGUGCCCGGGAAACACAUGGUCUGCGCUCCGAAGCUGUACAACGACUCCACGGGGAAAAUCUGGAGGAUUUUGAGGCUGAUCUCCGGAGGAGGUUUGUCUCUGACCGGCUCUCACCUGAUGUGCGGGGACUUCCUGUACAGCGGUCACACGGUCAUGUUGACGCUGUCCUACCUCUUCAUCAAAGAGUACUCUGCGAGGUGGAUGUGGUGGUACCACUGGUUCUGCUGGCUCCUCAGUGCUUCAGGAGUUCUCUGCAUCUUGAUCGCUCACGAGCACUACAGCAUCGACGUGGUGGUCGGAUACUUCGCCACCACCCGGACCUUCUGGUGGUACCACACCAUGGCCAACACACAUGCGCUGCGUGAUGCUCCCAACAACUACCUAUCGAGGGCGUGGUGGAGCCCCGUCUUUAAGUUCCUGGAGAGGAACGUUCACACGACAGUUCCUGUCGAGUUCUCGUGGCCCGUGGCGCCGCCGUCCUCCUGCAGACAACGGUACCGGAUGGUGGAGGGCGGGAGGGAUGAGUGAGGACGGG